UGUUGUUGAAUUCUGCUUGGAGUUUCUAAACAUGUGUGCUCUUUUACAAACCUAAAUGUAUGUACGAUCAAUUUGACAGUUACGAAAGAGGACGUCACACAUUACAAUCUGUGAGCCAGCGAUUACUAGCUAAUCGGCGGUGAGCUAUGCGCCGAGGAAUUUGGUUCGAUUCACAAAAUGUUCCCUCUGUUUGAGCUGGUGAGGAUACUCGAUCUAGAGAAUCUAUACCAGAUUCCCGUACACGGCACAAAUGCCAUCGACCACACGGAGCAGGCGAUCGACGUGUUGGCACCGCCGGAUAUUAAGCUGUUUGCAACGACCAACUGCGCCGAACGUAGCCUCCUCGCUAUCCUCUGUAGCGAUGGAUCGCUUGUGGUGCACUACUGUGUUGGUGCGGCACCAGCUGUUGUCCGGCGGUUGGAAUGGAACCUUGACAUGUUAUCGGAAGUUGUUGCGAUGACGUUUGACCCCUCAGGAACAUGGCUCUUGUGUGCUGUUCAGACUGCCGGCAUUUACAUCCUUCCAAUUCUAUCUGCAAUGGACCCUGGAGUGAAAAUCAACCAAAUGUGGAACCUCAAAGAUGUUACAGAGAUCCUGAAGUAUAAAGGAACAAAAGCUCAACCAACUUCGGUUGCCUGGUGGAACACACUGGAUGAUAUUCAUGUUGGCAUCAUUGCAAAUAAGCUUGGAGAAGUCACAUUUGUUGACCUUGUCAAGGGGAAGGAGCUAUGUGGCACGUACAUACCAGAAGAGAUCGAGCAAAUGGAAUUGUAUACUAAUAAUGAACAGACAACCACCUACCUGCUGCGGAUUCACAUCCACGAUUUCUACCAGUCAAGAUGCAGGACGAUGGAGGAAAUGUGUUUACGGCAUAUGCAAAGAGCAGAUACCUACUAGCGAAGCAAAAUUUCAAAGACGGUUUACUUAGGAUGUACGACGGCAUAGAACAGGAGGCGCCAGUGUUUAUCUACCGCGUACCGAAGGAUUGUGGGAAGGUGCUGGUCACCGACCAUCUGCUGUUUACUCUCGCUGAUGACACGGUGCUCGUCCUGUCCAAUCAGCAGUCGGAGUCUUACACGGAAGCAAAGCAGUCAUUCAAGGAAGAAUCUAAAGUGCAGCAGUUCAGUACUUCGCAAAUGGGAAAGGACUUGAAAAUCGUGAGAAGAAAUUACCCUUUCUACUUGCACAAGCAACGCGAGCAUGCACGCCUACAAGAGAUGGGGCGAACGGUGCCUGGCGAAGCAUCUUCAGCUAAACAGCAGGUUGUUUCUGCUGAUAUCAUGCUAACGUUGAAGGAAAAAUGUGACAAAAAAGCAAGGGGUUUAACCAAAAAAAUUACUGUGCCUCCAAAUACACCGAACAGGGCAUCGCCCGAUGCCACGGUGCCACUCCAACCGGCGAAAGCCGAUGAUAACGUGGUUUUUCACGUUCACAUUGAUGAAGCAGAAGUAGCUGAGUGCGCUGAUAUGGAACACAUCGAUGAUGUGGCUCAGGCGAUUGCCACAGGUAAUCUGGGGAUAAUUCGGCGCAGCAGCAGCAGCGAGGACAUGGGAGCCGUGAUCGAGGGCGCGUUCGACAGCCUGCCGCUGAUAGCCCUCGAGCAUCACACCGUCUUCACGGGCUGCCUCAUCGUCGGCCGGCGCGCCGUGUACGAGUGCAGGCCGCGCAUCUCGCCCGAACGCAUGUUCCUCGAUCUCACCAUCGACAACUACGACAUCGACGUGACCGAGCUGCUAGGUAUCUCGCUUGGCUUGGAUCUCUAUCUUCUGUAUGAACUGGCAGGUGACUUUUACCUAGAGCAAGGCCAGUUUUGUCACGCUAUCUACCUGUAUCAGGUGUCAAAGUCUCCAUACGUGCGGGUGAUAUACAACUUUGUAAAGCAUAACCACAUCGGAAAAAUUCUGGCAUAUGUCAGCAACUUGUUAUCAAAUUCUAAGAUGUACAUGACGUUAGUUGACCGAGAGCAGCUGGCCAAUAUAGCUUUGCUGUGUUUUACCCAUGAAGUGAUUGAUCAUCAAUCGAGGAGCUCAGUAUGGCUUGAAACCUCAUUCAGGGAAUUCUUGAAUACGACGACCAACUACGACUGUCAACUGGCGCUAGAACUGCUGUCGAGAUAUGCAAUGUACGAUCUUCUCUUCCUCUUGGCAAAGAGAUGCGGCUUGAUGCCUCAGAUGCUGCAGCUGCUUAGCUCUCAGGGGCACAUGAGGACCGAUGACACGGACGUCUAUGAUGACACGCACGCUUUGGUCGUCGUGCCCGAGUCGCUCAUACACUGCAUGACGACGUCGGACGUGGUGAUGCAGCUUCUGGCGCUGCCACAGGCGGCGCUGCAGUACAUGCAGCUCGUUGUCUCCCAGGUGGCGCUACUCGACGAGGACACUCUCCUUCACCUCGCGCUGCAGUUCGACCCGUCGCGCGCCGCCAUGAAGCCCUUCCUCUCUCGCGCCGUGCAGCACCGCAAAAGGACGAUGGACGGCUCGAUGAGCUCGGUCGCGAGCGAGACUGUCAUCGACUUCGUUGGCGCGGAGCGGGAGCCGACGACGGCGACGGCAAGGGAGCUCUGCGUGGAGGACGCGAUCGAGUUCUACCUCACCGUGCUGCUGGCGCUGGUCGCGCAGCAGCGGCGGCGUUUUGGGCGGAGCGCGGGCGCGAAGACGCUGCGAUUCGACGCGACCUUUGCUCACGCCGGCGACGGAGCCGACAAGGAGCUGAUUGAACGAGAUACUGUGAUAGUUUCAUGCCAGCCGGUCAGCGUGGCGGCCGGUCACUCCCAUUCGGCCGUCGUCGUCGCGGGAGAACUGUACACGUGGGGCAAGACGGAUCGAGAGCGGCUGGGUCAUAAGAACACGCAGGGUGUCCUGGAAUCGCCGCAGCGCGUGUACAAGCUGAUCGGGUUGGACGUGAUAGCCGUGUCCUGUGGGAACGCACACACCGUGGCUCUCACCAACACAGGCGUGUACACAUGGGGAUCUGACACGUAUGGUCAGCUAGGCCUAGGAAUGAACGAGACUGGUGGACCGCCGAGGAUCGUUCAGGCUCUAGCGCACGUGCAGUGUGUGUCUGUCGUGUGUGGACAGUACCAUACCUUGGCUCUCACAAGCACUGGAAGAGUGUACAGCUGGGGCUGGGGAGUGCAUGGCCAGCUAGGGCAUGGUACCGCAGAUGACUGCCACCUACCAACCUACAUCAGAGCUCUCGAGGGCGUUGUCGUGACGACAGUCUGUGCAGGCUAUGCACAUUCUGCCAUCCUCGAUGAGAUGGGCCAAGUUUUCACGUUUGGAUGCGGCGCGUAUGGUCAGCUGGGACUCGGACCGGCCAUCUCCAUGAAACUGACCACUCCGUACGGUUAUGGUGCCCACUCCCGAGCCGUGCAGUAUACCUUUCAAGCCCGGAUUCCUUCCAUGAAUGUUAAGCACACGGCAUGA
This is a messenger RNA of Priapulus caudatus, 3425 nucleotides long. RefSeq lists its product as uncharacterized. Lineage: Eukaryota; Metazoa; Priapulida; Priapulimorpha; Priapulimorphida; Priapulidae. The record is from RefSeq and is a predicted model, not a curated record.